AUGCCUUUCGGUCAGGUGCCAGCACUUGACGUCGACGGAAAGAUUCUGCCGCAGUCGUUUGCCAUUAACAGAUAUCUGGCGAGGCAGUUUGGUUAUGCUGGCAAGAACGCUUUCGAGGAGGCAAUGGUGGACGCAUUCGCUGACCAAUACGGGGAUUUUUACAAAGAAGCAACACCGUAUCUCUAUGCAGUGUGGGGAUUCAAAAAGGGUGAUGUGAAUGCACUGGAAAAAGAUGUGUUCAUACCGGCGCGUGACAAAUACUUCACACUCAUGACUAAAUUCCUCAAGAAAAGUUCAUCAGGAUUUCUCGUUGGAGAUUCGGUAACAUGGGCUGAUUUGCAGUUAGCUGAAUUGGCCUCGUUCACCGAGAAAUACCCAACACUUUACAAUGGAUAUCCAGAGGUGAAGGCUCAUUCCGACAAGAUCCGCUCAAUUCCGGCUAUCAAGAAAUGGAUUGAAACCCGUAAGGUUACACCAUUCUGA
Cooperia oncophora is the source of this 483-nucleotide messenger RNA. NCBI's taxonomy places the organism in Eukaryota, Metazoa, Nematoda, Chromadorea, Rhabditida, Trichostrongylidae. The record is from the annotation of a GenBank genome assembly.